Balaenoptera ricei (Rice's whale) is the source of this 478-nucleotide messenger RNA. Its product is annotated as protein S100-A11-like. NCBI's taxonomy places the organism in Eukaryota, Metazoa, Chordata, Mammalia, Artiodactyla, Balaenopteridae. The record is from RefSeq and is a predicted model, not a curated record. Gene Ontology annotation, cellular component: cytoplasm. Gene Ontology annotation, biological process: regulation of cell population proliferation. Gene Ontology annotation, molecular function: calcium-dependent protein binding; calcium ion binding. The transcript is spliced from 2 exons. Bases 1 to 405 code for a protein of 134 amino acids.
AUGGGAGAAAAUUCGAAGCAGGAAGGCAGCCUGGCAGGGCAGAGGGAGCAGAGAGAAUAUGAGGAAGGCCCCGUGCUUCGCUCCUCUCCAAACGUGGCAAAAAUAUCCAGCCCUACAGAGACUGAACGGUGCAUCGAGCCUCUGAUUGCUGUUUUCCAAAGGCAUGCUGGAAGGGACGGUAACAACAGCAAACUCUCCAAGGCCGAGUUCCUUAUCUUCAUGAAUACAGAGCUGGGUGCCUUCACAAAGAACCAGAAGGACCCUGGUGACCUUGACCGCAUGAUGAAGAAGCUGGACCUCGACUCUGAUGGACAGCUAGAUUUCCAAGAAUCUCUUAAUCUUAUUGGCGGCCUGGCCCUAGCUUGCCAUGACUCCUUUAUUAAGUCUACCUCUUCCCAGAAGUAAAUCGGAGGAGCCUUUGGGCCUGGCCUCCAGCCUCACUCCCUUUCCUUCAGCCUCCCAAUUAUCAUCUGCCCCU